GUUUUUUUAAGAAUGUCUUCACUCUCAUUAUCAAGUGUUACAUAUUCGAAGUAGAAGAAUUAUAUAAUAAAUGAAAUUGGGAUAUUCAAAUAUCGAACAAUGGAAUUAAAAAAAAAUAUUGAAGAUGGUGGCAUUCAAACACAAACAAAACUUGCAUAUCCAAAGUGUAUAUUUUUUAUAAUUAGCAAUGAAGUUUGCGAGCGAUUUAAUUUCUACGGAAUAAGGACCAUUCUGUAUCUCUACAUGACUGAUAAAUUGAAAUUGGAUCCAAAUACGGCAACCGUACAGUUUCAUGCUUUUAGUAUGUUUGUGUAUUUCACGUCAAUCUUCGGUGGCAUAUUGUCUGACGUUUGGUUGGGAAGAUAUCGUACAAUUUUAAGUUUAUCAAUUGUAUAUGCUGUGGGCAGUUUAUUAAUUUCAAUCGUGGCAAUUCCAUCGAUUAAUAUUUCAGCUACAGGAGCUUUGUAUGUUGGUUUAGCGUUUAUUGCUAUUGGCAGUGGUGGAAUAAAGCCAUGUGUUUCGGUUUUUGCCGGCGAUCAAUUCAAACUGCCUGAACAGUCUGCAGAACUGGAUACAUUUUUUUCGUGGUUUUAUUUUGCAAUAAAUCUAAGUGUUCUCAUAUCAUCAUUUCUUACGCCAUUUUUACGAGAAAAUGUCCAUUGUUUCGGUGAAAAUGAUUGUUAUUCAUUGGCUUUUGCAGUUCCCGCAUUUCUAAUGAUCAUUUCGAUUGUUUUUUUAAUAAUCGGCAAGCAUUGGUACACAAUGAAACCACCAUCGGGAAAUAUUCUGUUUCAAAUAAUGAAAUGUAUAACGAAUGCUAUUUUGGUGAAAAUUCGUUUGUGGGGCGGCGAUUCACGUGAACAUUUUCUUGAUUAUUCAAUUGAAAAGUACGGACAACAAUUGGUUGAUGAUACAAAAAUGUUGCUGGAAAUUGUACUGAUUUUCGUUCCAAUGCCACUAUUUUGGUCUUUAUUCGAUCAAAUCGGCUCGCGUUGGGUAGAGCAAGCUACCAAAAUGAAUGGCAACAUUGGAUGGUACAAAAUUUUACCAGAUCAAAUGCAAAUGCUGAACCCCUUUUUGGAUUUGGCUUUCAUUCCGACGAUGGACUUUUGGAUUUAUCCAAUUUUAAAUAAAUUUGGCAUUCGAAGCCAAUUGCAAAAGCUUGCAAUUGGUGGUUUUUUCGGUGUAAUUUCAUUUGCUGCAUCAGCUAUGGUUCAAUGGCAAGUUGAGGUAAAACCAGACGAAGUACACAUUUUAUGGCAAAUACCACAAUAUGUAUUUAUUUCUUUGGGCGAAAUCUUAUUUACCAUUCCUGCACUAUUGUUUGCUUAUGAGAAAUCACCAGACAGCAUUAAAUCACUGGUACAAGCCCUUUUGUGGUUAACUAGUGCCUUCGGAAGUGCUAUUGUUGCACUUAUUGCCAGUAUUAACUAUUUUAAUUCACUUACUUAUGAAUUUCUAUUAUUUUCCGUGCUAAUGUUAAUUGAUAUUAUUGUUUUCAUGAUCUUAGCCGCAAGAUUCCAACGACGAGAAAAGAGUCUCACAGUUUAACAUAGCCAUUUUUAUGAUAUUCUUCUUGACGUUUUUUAGUACAGAAUUCAGAGUAAAAAGAGCGAAAAAGAAUAUUUCUCAGAACAAUAUGUGCGAGGAGGAGCGCGCAGAGGAGCCGGAGUAGCAAAAUAUUAAAAGUUAAUAAGUAUGUAAAAUCAUAAUAUUAAUAUUCGAUAAUUAUCAAUUUGAAUAAU
Contarinia nasturtii (swede midge) is the source of this 1745-nucleotide messenger RNA. RefSeq names its product peptide transporter family 1-like. Gene Ontology annotation, molecular function: dipeptide transmembrane transporter activity. Lineage: Eukaryota; Metazoa; Arthropoda; Insecta; Diptera; Cecidomyiidae. Gene Ontology annotation, cellular component: membrane. The record is from RefSeq and is a predicted model, not a curated record. Gene Ontology annotation, biological process: transmembrane transport; oligopeptide transport. The coding region runs from base 100 to 1551 and encodes 483 amino acids. The transcript is spliced from 5 exons.